CUUCACCGUUCGUGGCCGGGGACUGGAUCGUCACUCGCCAUGGCUCGUGGUCACAGGCCUAGAGGCAGCGAACCGGGUUGUGCGGCUGGUGGGGGAGGGGGAGCCAGCAACCAUAAUCCCGGUGGAGCGGGAUGAGCAGCACAUCGAGCAGCUAAGGCAGCUGAACCAGUCAGCAAAGCAGGCCAUCAACCUGCUGCCGUUUGCCGGUACACUGCUGCAGUAA
Molecule: messenger RNA, 223 nt
Organism: Closterium sp. Naga37s-1
Lineage: Eukaryota; Viridiplantae; Streptophyta; Zygnematophyceae; Desmidiales; Closteriaceae
Source: the annotation of a GenBank genome assembly